AUGUGUCUUCUGUCUUUGUCAUACGUGAUCUUGAGUCUCUACUGCUGUCAUUCAGCUUCAGUGUUUGAACAGAGAGAUGAAGCUCACGGAGUCUUGAACCGGAUCAAGAGAGCAAACUCGGGCUGGUUUGAGGAGCUGAAGAUGGGUAACCUGGAGAGGGAGUGUCUGGAGGAGAAAUGCUCUUUCGAGGAGGCGCGGGAGGUUUUUGAACACACAGAGGCGACGAAUGAGUUCUGGAAAACCAACAGUGUGAAAGAUCACUGUAUAUCAAACCCGUGUCAAAAUAACGGCCUGUGCAUGAAUCAGAAUGCAGAAUUCUACAUGUGUCUGUGCACGCCGGGCUUCAGUGGACGAAACUGUGAUCAGGUAAUGAAAGAUUUUCCUGAUUCAUGUCUACAUGAUAACGGUGGAUGUGAACACUUCUGUACGGACGGCAGCGGUCAGAGAAACUGCUCGUGUGCUGAUGGAUAUUUCACCGGCUCAAACGGACACAACUGUCUGACACACGAAUCUUUUCCAUGCGGGAAGGUUCCACUUCUUCAGGGUGGAGGCGGAGAUAAAGAACUUCGGGACGACACAAGAUCUCGUAUCGUUGGCGGAACCGAAUGUCCUAAAGGUCACUGUCCGUGGCAGGUGUUGCUGAAGUACGGUGAGAAGGGUUUCUGUGGUGGUGUGAUCUUAAAGCCUUCAUGGAUUCUCACAGCUUCUCACUGUCUGGAAAAACUCAAAGUCAAGUUUCUCAAGAUAGUGGCAGGAGAGCAUGACAUUGAGGUGGAGGAGGGUACCGAGCAGGUCAUUCAGGUGGAGGAGAUCAUCAUGCACCCCAAAUACGUUUCAGAGACUGCAGACAGCGAUAUCGCAUUACUGCGUCUGCGCAGCCCCAUCGUCUACAGCGCAUACGCAGUUCCCGUUUGUCUGCCGCUGCGAGACAUGGCCGAGCGUGAGCUGUGGGCCGUCAGCAUGCACGUGGUCAGCGGCUGGGGCAAACGCAGCGAGGGCGGACCCACCUCACGAUUACUGCGACGUCUGAAUGUUCCACGUAUCCGCACGCAGGAGUGUAUCGAGAUAAGCAACGUGUCGCUCACUAAUAACAUGUUCUGCGCUGGAUACAUCGAGGGGAAGCAGGACUCAUGUAAAGGGGACAGCGGCGGUCCGCUGGUGACCCCCUACAGAAACACCACAUUUCUGUUGGGUAUAGUGAGCUGGGGUAAAGGCUGUGCUCGCCCGGGAUCUUACGGCAUUUACACACGAAUCUCCAACUACCUUCAAUGGAUCCAUGAACACACAUCAAACAACUCUACAACAGCAAAGAUCGAGCUUGAAAAACAACACAAAUGAACGUCAUCAUCGUUCACAUCUUCAUAUUUAUAUCUCAUGUGAUUAUUUUGUCUACUACGCGAUUUCUCUAGUCUUGGCAUCUAUAUCUAACAAAAGAAUAUCUAAUUAAACGUAUAUGUUGUAUAUGCAACUUUACUGUAGA
Messenger RNA from Triplophysa rosa, 1480 nucleotides. It is a transcript of the gene f7, whose product is annotated as coagulation factor VII. Lineage: Eukaryota; Metazoa; Chordata; Actinopteri; Cypriniformes; Nemacheilidae. The transcript is spliced from 8 exons. Gene Ontology annotation, molecular function: serine-type endopeptidase activity; calcium ion binding. Gene Ontology annotation, biological process: proteolysis; blood coagulation. Gene Ontology annotation, cellular component: extracellular region. The coding region runs from base 1 to 1338 and encodes 445 amino acids. The record is from RefSeq and is a predicted model, not a curated record.